AGUUUAACGUGCCUUUCUCUCUCUGUUCUCCGGCUGGCUCCUGCAGCCCUCAAGCUGGAUUUGGAGGAGAAGCUGUUUGGGCAGCAUCUGGCCGCGGAGGUGAUUCUCAAGGCGCUGACUGGCUUCAGGAGCAACGACAAUCCCAAGAAACCACUGACUCUCUCCUUGCACGGCUCGGCUGGCACCGGCAAGAAUUUUGUGAGCCAAAUUGUGGCUGAAAAUCUUCAUGCAAAAGGCCUGAAGAGUAACUUUGUCCACCUGUUUGUGUCGACUCUGCACUUCCCUCACGAGCAGCACAUAAAGCUGUACCAGGCAAGGGACCCUGCUAUCCGUCCACCCGCCUCUCGUCUGGCCGCCUGUUUUCUCACUCCAGCCUCUGCUGCUUCUCUGCCCGCUGCAGUAGGCCCAGGCCCUGCUGAGUUAAGGACACUCACACCUUAACGCUUGG
This is a messenger RNA of Myotis davidii, 448 nucleotides long. RefSeq names its product torsin-1B-like. The record is from RefSeq and is a predicted model, not a curated record. The transcript has a single exon. Gene Ontology annotation, cellular component: nuclear envelope; endoplasmic reticulum lumen. Lineage: Eukaryota; Metazoa; Chordata; Mammalia; Chiroptera; Vespertilionidae. Gene Ontology annotation, molecular function: ATP hydrolysis activity; kinesin binding; ATP binding. Gene Ontology annotation, biological process: protein localization to nucleus; nuclear membrane organization. The annotation marks the transcript as partial.